AUGUCUAGUCCUGAUGCCGACGAGGUGUUGUUUGCCUACAUCGAAGUAGCCCCUCAUGCAGUGAGCCUAGUACUGAUCCGAGAAGACAAUGGCACGCAACGACCCGUCUAUUACGUAAGCAAAUCGCUGCACGAGGUAGAGAUCCGCUACCUCCCUCUCGAAAAGGCCGUUUUGGCAAUCGUACAAGCCACGCGAAAGCUCCCCCACUAUUUCCAGGCACACACUGUAGUUGUACUAACUCAGCUUCUGCUAAAGUCCAUUCUUCGGAGUGCCGACUACACGGGCAGAAUUGCAAAAUGGGGAACGAUCCUAGGCGCCUUUGACAUUAGGUACAUGCCUCGCACUACUGUGAAGGGUCAGGUCCUCGCAGAUUUAGUAGCCGAAUUUGCGGAGCCCAUACUAGAAGGAGGGGCAGGGUCAUUAAGCCCAGACGGGAAAUUGAUAAGUGCAAUCACUCAGCAAGAGCCUAGUUGGUGGAAAGCGCACGUCGACGGCGCAGCCAACCAAAGGGGCUCAGGAGUAGGGCUCGUUUUGGUCUCCCCCGAGGGGAUAUCCAUCGAAAAAUCGCUGAGGCUUGGAUUCUUCGCCACGAAUAACGAAGCCAAGUAUGAGACACUAUUGGAAGGAAUGUCAAUAAUCCAGAAACUGGGUGGAAAAUUCGUGAACAUGUUCUCGGAUUUGAGACUCAUCGGGGGACAAGUAAACGGGGAGCUGGAGGUAAAGGAUGAAAGAAUGCAAGAGUACUUAGUCCAAGUUAAACGCCUGCAGACCCAUUUUUGUCACUUCAAUCUGUCGCAUGUGUCAAGAAGCGGGAACACCCAUGUUGAUUCUCUUGCAACGCUAGCCACCUCCUCGGCUCGGCCACUUCCCCGGGUUAUUCUCGUAGAGGAUCUCUACCGCCCAACGACGACGAGGGCCAACGAAAUACGGGUCCACAACGUCAGAGUUGGGCCUAGUUGGAUGGACCCUCUAGUGCUGUUCUUAAAGCACGAUACUCUACCUGACGAUAAGAACGAGGCCAACAAGAUUAGGAGGAAAGCCUCCCGAUUCUGGUUAUUCGAUGACUCCAAACUGUACAGGCGCUCAUUCUCAGGGUCGUACUUGCUGUGUGUGCAUCCAGAGGCCACUGAACUCAUCCUGGAGGAAUUACACGAAGGAAUUUGUGGAAGUCAUACGGGGGGUAGGUCCCUAUCCCAUAGGACCAUAACGCAGGGUUACUAG
Quercus lobata is the source of this 1221-nucleotide messenger RNA. RefSeq lists its product as uncharacterized. The record is from RefSeq and is a predicted model, not a curated record. Lineage: Eukaryota; Viridiplantae; Streptophyta; Magnoliopsida; Fagales; Fagaceae. The transcript has a single exon. Gene Ontology annotation, molecular function: nucleic acid binding; RNA-DNA hybrid ribonuclease activity. The coding region runs from base 1 to 1221 and encodes 406 amino acids.